Schizophyllum commune H4-8 is the source of this 1215-nucleotide messenger RNA. RefSeq names its product kinase-like protein. Lineage: Eukaryota; Fungi; Basidiomycota; Agaricomycetes; Agaricales; Schizophyllaceae. Bases 1 to 1215 code for a protein of 404 amino acids. The transcript has 5 exons. The record is from RefSeq and is a predicted model, not a curated record. Gene Ontology annotation, molecular function: ATP binding; protein kinase activity. Gene Ontology annotation, biological process: protein phosphorylation.
AUGCGGAAGGAGACAUGGGCGCCGCGCCCGCCGCCCGAGAUGAUCAACGAGCGGCUCGAGGAGUUCUUCCCCGAGCACGACUUGGACAAGCCCGUCAUCGAAGCGGUGUCGGGCGGGUCUUCGCCGACGGCCGAGAUUACGGCGGCGCCGAUUCCGCAAGCGCCGGCACCCCCGAUGGUCUCUGACCAUAGGCGUAAGAACAAGAAGUCGAUUAGGAAGGUGGUUGAGGAGGGGAACAGGCGUGUGUCGGAUGCGAUUCAGAGGAAGAGGAGCACGAAAUUGUGGGGGAGCAGGCUGGAGGAAGUGACUUCGAGCCAGGCGAGGAUUAGCUUGCAACCUCCCUUGCCGGAGUCCCCGUCUGGAGCGGCGACCUUCAAGUGGGUGCGCGGCGAACUCAUCGGUCGCGGGACGUAUGGCCGUGUAUAUCUUGCCCUCAAUGCCACGACGGGCGAGAUGAUUGCAGUCAAGCAGGUCGAGAUUCCUCAGACUGCGAGCGACAAGAACGAUUCGCGCCAGGUCACAGUCGUACAGGCGUUGAAGUCAGAGAGCGAGACGCUGAAGGACUUGGACCAUCCGCAUAUCGUGCAGUACCUUGGCUUCGAGGAGACGCCUACGAAUCUGAGCAUCUUCCUCGAAUACGUCCCUGGUGGAUCGAUCGGGAGCUGCUUGCUCAAGCACGGCAAGUUCGACGAGGACGUUACCAAGUCCUUCACAGGCCAGAUCCUCAGUGGCCUGGAAUAUCUUCACUCCAAGGGUAUCCUCCAUCGUGAUCUGAAGGCGGACAAUAUCCUCGUGGAGACGACCGGCAUCUGUAAGAUAUCCGACUUCGGCAUCUCGAAGCGGACGGACAACGACCAGGCCGCGAUGACCGCCAUGCAGGGCACCGUCUUUUGGAUGGCGCCGGAGGUUAUCAACACGCAGAAGAAGGGGUACAACUUCAAGGUUGAUAUUUGGAGUGUCGGCUGCGUGGUGUUGGAGAUGUGGGCCGGUUCGCGACCGUGGUUGGGUGAUGAGGCGGUGGCGGUUAUGUUCAAGCUUUACCAGAGCAAACAGCCGCCUCCUGUACCUGACGAUGUACACCUUUCCGAACUUGCUGACGACUUUAGGCGGAAAUGUUUCGCCAUAAAUCCUGAUGACAGACCUCCUGCGUCAGAGCUACGCAGGCAUCCCUAUUUGACCCUUCCUCCUGGUUGGGUUUUCAACGGCUUCAAGUAG